GCUAUUCUCGAUGAAUUCGAAAAGAAAAAGACGUCAAGUCUGUGAUGAACGUUCCAUACCUACAAAAUAUAAGAAUGAUAUAGAUGGAACGAGUUGUUUUUACUUGCAUCAAGUGAAAAUUGUGGACAGUAGUGGUCGUUUGAGUCAUUUACUUCAACUAGACAGAACUUGGAAAGGUAGUUUGUCACAGCCUUCUACAAAAUUGACCCUAAAAGGAAUACUUGUUCCUCCACAACAAACUGAAGCACUCUCUCAGGGUAUACAGUUUCAAACUUUGUGUAUUGUCGACUUUUCCUUGGACUUUUCAGGUUUGCUUUGGGCCAUAGGUGAAGGACCCAAGCACGAAGACUACUAUUAUCUUAUGUUGUCACCAGACAAAGAAUACGAGACAUUUUUCUACCGUUUACUAAGAUUUAAAUACUUGGUUCUUCAUUUAAAUUUCGUAUGUGAACAAUACGACACGCCAAACACAGUACAACAAGCUCUAGAACUCCAAUCCCCCUGGCAAGCAGAAGGGGGGCCUUUGAACGAUCAAGAAAUUGCUCAAGACGCUGCCGUUGCUUGUAAACUUUUGAAGGAAAUACUUUCUGAAGACCACCCUGUAUUGCUUGACUUGGAACGUCUUUCUAUUACAGAUGGUGAAGCGUCAACCGAAGAGGAAUCACAGAUAAAUGAAAAUGUAGCAAAUACUUUCGAAGAAGCCCCUGUCGAUCCUUCACUGGAUAUUCAAGACGAGACUGUUGCAAAUACGCAAGUCUCAAUAGAGCCACCACAAGUGAAUAAGAUGAAAGACAUGGCUAUUGAAGAGCCAUUUAUUGACCGCUUCUUGAUGAAUGCGGAUUGCUAAAGGCUUUUUUGACUUUAAGAAG
Messenger RNA from Galdieria sulphuraria, 869 nucleotides. RefSeq lists its product as uncharacterized. The record is from RefSeq and is a predicted model, not a curated record. The transcript is spliced from 2 exons. Bases 11 to 847 code for a protein of 278 amino acids. Lineage: Eukaryota; Rhodophyta; Bangiophyceae; Galdieriales; Galdieriaceae.